AUGGGAUCCGACAGCCGACCUGUCUGCCAUCGCUGCGCACAGAUUAAACAAGCUUGCGAUGGCAGUUUACCUUGCGCGCGGUGCGUGCGACUCAGUCUGCCGUGCCGACCUAGAAAUGCCGCUGGCACCGCGGAAGAGGCUCCAAACGGCGACGUUCCCAAAGCCAGGAUAAGACGAGUACAAACUGGUUGCCUGAUGUGCAAGCGCCGCAAGAAGAAGUGCGACGAGACAAAACCGCGCUGCGGUGACUGCCGGCGAUUAUGUCUUGAUUGCGCCUGGCCACCGGAGCGACACGUCAAAUCCAAACCUGGCUCUGGGUCCCCAGAGGAUGUUAUCAAGGAAGACGUCAAUGGCGAUAAUGGCAUCGCGGCGCCUGUGCCGACAACUAAAAUAUCCGGCCAUCAACCGUCUGAGAUGAUGAUGCGAGACAUACCGAUUCGAAACAGCCCGAGCCCGUCUAGUUCAAGCAGUGGGAGACAUGAUAGCUACGACAGCCAAAGUCAUCGCAGCCACACCAGCCAGAAUUCUCAAAUGGGCUAUUCCAAUUACGCCAAUUUUAAUAGACCCUUGGAGCAGACGCCGAUGAUGACCGUGGCUACGACUACCAUGACAAUGCCAUCGUCGACGGCGAUGCCUGUUACAUCGGGAAUCAUUGGCGAACUCACGCCCGAUAUGAGCCCGCAAAAACUGUCUUGGGAUAUGUCGGCAUCAUCUCCCAUCUGGCUCGACUCAGUAACACCCAUCAGCAACGGCAGCCCAACAGCCUCGAUAGAUUCCGUGCCUCCCGCGCAGUCGCUCUCAAUCUAUGUGCCACAGCUCAUGCCUCAACUGAGCGCGCCACAAGACAAGGCUCUGCUGAACCACUACUCCACCAUCGUGUCUUCAAUACUCUCCCGCCGAUCUUCGACGGAAAACCCGUAUAAUGGCUAUCUUCUACCGAUGGCUCAAUCCAACGACCUGGUAUUACAUUGUAUCUUGGCGCUGUCGGCGAAUCACUGGCGAAAGCUUCAACCUGCAAUGGGCGACCGCGGUCUCUUGCACAAGAGCAAGGCUACACAAGCUCUGGCAGGACUUCUACCGCAUGUUGAUACGACCAGCGCAGACAUCGCGCUAGUGAGUAGCUUGCUGCUCUGCAUGACGGAACUGUUUGAUGGCACGAGCGAAGGCUGGAAGCUCCACCUUAAAGGCGCAAAGCGCUUAUUAGUCACACUGCGGAAACAACAAGGCGAUAUGAUGACCGGCCAUUACAAGUUCCUGCUUCGCCUGGCUCGAUUCUUAGACUCUGCCGCCACUACGUCGACAUGCAGACCGCCCCUCAUGGGAGAUGAGGCUGCCGAAGCCCAGGCCCUUGAUAGCUGGUCCGCCACACCCGAUGAAGAAGACUCGGCCGUCUACGGCAUUCCCAAAGAGCUGUUCCAUCUGGUGGACCGCGUCAACACGUUAGCCGAGCUCCGAAGCACCAGAGUAGACCAAGCUUCCGAAGCCGCGUUCCGACGACAUGCCAACGAGAUUGAGCAUCGGAUCAAUAACUGGUCAUACGAGUACGGCGGCAUGUCAAGAGCGGUUUCAACGCUUACGCCGACAACCGAGGAUGUACUACACGCCACUCUUGCCUUUGAGUAUGCAAUUCGCCUGCGACUACACCAGAUUGUUGAGGGCUACGAGUUGACUGAUCCCAAAGUCGGCAAGUAUGUCGAGGGCAUUCUCGACUGCGUGCAAAAGAUUCGAUACGGCAGCCCUCUCGAGUCAUGUAUUCUGUUCCCUCUGGUCAUGGCUGGAGGAUCAUGUUGGAAGCUGGAGCAUCGCGUAGUAAUCCAAGACCGGCUUUUGGUCAUGGAGCGAACCUGUGGGUUUGGCUACAUUUACAAUGCCAGAGAUUUGGUGGAACGAGUUUGGUCACGGCGAGAUCAGUCAGAAGGCACGGGUGCCAUUGUGAACUGGGCACGAAUUCGAUACUACGAGAUGCACGGGCUGGUGGUGUUUUAA
Pochonia chlamydosporia 170 is the source of this 1986-nucleotide messenger RNA. Its product is annotated as fungal transcriptional regulatory protein. NCBI's taxonomy places the organism in Eukaryota, Fungi, Ascomycota, Sordariomycetes, Hypocreales, Clavicipitaceae. The transcript has a single exon. Gene Ontology annotation, molecular function: DNA-binding transcription factor activity, RNA polymerase II-specific; zinc ion binding; transcription cis-regulatory region binding. Gene Ontology annotation, biological process: positive regulation of transcription by RNA polymerase II. The coding region runs from base 1 to 1986 and encodes 661 amino acids. Gene Ontology annotation, cellular component: nucleus. The record is from RefSeq and is a predicted model, not a curated record.